Molecule: messenger RNA, 849 nt
Organism: Trichomonas vaginalis G3
Lineage: Eukaryota; Parabasalia; Trichomonadida; Trichomonadidae
Exons: 1
Coding region: 1-849 (282 amino acids)
Source: RefSeq, a predicted model, not a curated record
AUGACGGGAAGAAGUGCUGAUGAUUAUAAUACUGUUUUCAAUAUGAUGUUAACACAUGAACAGAUUAAAAUUGGACUUAAUCAAUUUUCCAUCAUCACAACAGAUUUUGAAGCAGCUUUGAUGAACUCUAUCAAAGAAAAGAUCAGCAAAGAGACAGUUCUUACUGGAUGCAUAUUUCAUUACAUUGCUGCGCUUGUAAAGAACUUUAAGAAGUUGUGCAAUCAAGAUGAUCAUGCAUCCAAAUCUUUAUUAAAAUUAUUAUGUGGGUGCCCAUUCGUUCCUAAUUCAGUUUUUAAACUUAUCUGUUCCAAGUUAGAAUUAAUUAAAGAUACUUCAAAAUUUGCCGCUUAUUUCCUUCGCACAUGGAAAUAUAAAUACGAAGAAAUAAAUAAAAUGAAUGUGAAGGAUAUGAUUUUUUCGAAUAAUGGCGUGGAAUCAUUUAACAAGGUACUGAACUCACACAUAAUAUAUCCACAUCCAACAAUUUUCCAUAUGAUAUAUACUUUACUUCAAGUUGAUACAGUAAUCGCUCAUAGAUAUUUAACCAAUCAACGAAACCAGUAUGAUCAUAAAAAAUCGUACUAUAUCUCGUUAACUAAAAUUAAUGAAGAAUUAUUUACUUUUGAAAGAAAUUUUAAUCUCGAAAUUUCAGAAAUACCAAAAGAAGAAAUUGACAAAUACAAAAAUCAAUUUCAUCCAGGAGAUAUUGAUUAUCGUGAUAUUGAAAUUGAGAAAUUUAUGAACAGGAAUGAUUCAGAGAUAAAUGAUUCAAUUAAAAUAAACUUAGAAAAUGAUGAAGAUGGAAAAAUCACAGAAUUUACAUUAAAUGAAUCAGAUGUAUUCAAUUGA